Caenorhabditis sp. 36 PRJEB53466 is the source of this 1706-nucleotide messenger RNA. Lineage: Eukaryota; Metazoa; Nematoda; Chromadorea; Rhabditida; Rhabditidae. The record is from the annotation of a GenBank genome assembly.
AUGAGUGACGAGGACGAGCUUUCUCAGCUGAGAUCGAACGCCGACAAUCUGUCGCGAUGUCUGCACGUUCUUCUUGAGAAAAUUGAGAAUAUCGAGAAGAAGAACGAGAAAGAAGUCGAUGCGGACAGUAAUAAGGUUGCUCUCUCUCUCUUUCUUUCGUAUUUGAUUAAUAAAUUGCAGAGCAGCGGAACGUCUUCUUCGAACAAGGACGGAAAGGAAAAGUUCGAGCAGGUCGAGAUCGAGGAGAAAACGGAAGUGGACCCGAAGACGGGACUCAAGAAACGGACGAUCGUGACGGAGAGAGUGCUCACGACGAAGACGUUCCACGCGUUGGCCCUGGACGGUCCCUCGCCGACAAUGACUCCGAUCCUCCGAUCCUCCAAGAAUCACAACUAUGCUCCGAUCCAUCAAUCGGCCAUUCUGCUACCGCAAUACCAAUCGAGACUGACCACAAUUGACGCCGGACAAUUAGCGCAGGUGGAAGUGGAGAAGCACGGUGGACAUCUGGUCGUGACGAAGAUCAACGAAAAGGCGAAUUAUGAUUUGAAGCCGGGUGACGUCAUCACUCGUGUCGACGGAAAAGACGUCUUCUUCAGAGCGGACAUCGAGAAUCUGAAGGGAAACGUCGAAUUGACUCUCGAGCCGGCUGCCAUUCAUUGUGCUCCGCCCGUCAGUUUGCGUAGCUUCCGAGCUUCAAAACUUGUAUUUUUUCAGAAUUUCUUCAGAAUUCAAGACAGCUACAGUUCGCGUAACGACUUAAAUCGGCCGUGUCUUUGGCUGGAUCUGGAGGUGUCCAAAGGAGACGUUGUGCAGGUUCUUAGUAGGGACGAGAAGUGGAUGCAGGCCCGGAAACUCGGAGAUCUGACUCAAGUCGGAUACCUUCCUGCCUCUCUGACAAUGGAAAAAGUCUCGAUGUUGUGUCCGUUCGGCCGAAGAACUCUCGUGCUCCUCGGAGCAGUCGGAACGGGAAGAAGGGACAUAAAAUCGAUGCUCCUCCGAUUGGCUCCACACUACUUCUCAACAAUCGUUCCACGUGAGUAGGAGCAUAGCAAUUAAGAUCAUGACCGAUUGUUACAGUCACCUCGAGAGCACAGCGGCCCGGCGAAGUCGAGGGGCGAGAAUAUCAGUUCGUACGCAAAGAGGAUGUUUAUCAAAUCAUUCGAGAGGGCGGAAUGGUCGAAUGGGGAGAGCUGGACAAUCAGUUGUACGGAACGACGGCCGAUUCGGUGAGGACGGAGAUUAGGAGCGGACGGAUGUGCGUGUUGGAUUCAGCUCCACAGGUAGAACAUUUGAAGAGGAAAAACGGAGAAAAUAAUGGUUUCAGGCUGUCAAUUACCUGUACAAUGCCGAGUUCAUGCCGUUCGUAGUUCACAUUGUGCCUCCUCCGCUCGAAGAAUUUCUCCAAUUGGAAGCAGUUCGGAGGACUCACAGGUUUGACUCAAUAAGAAAGAAAAAGAUAAAGUCCCCCAACAUUUGAUUUCAGAACAGAAGCGCAGCUGCAAUCAAUUUCUGAUGAGAGUGCGAAGAUCGGAAUGGAAUGCAAAUCGAAGAUCCAUCUGACUCUCGUCAACCGAAAUAUCGACGUCACUUUCAAAAGGUCCUCCCUCCUCCGAAUUCUGUUCAUUCCAAUCCAUUUCAGGCUCGUGGAUGCAUUGGAAACUCUUCGCUACGAGACACAAUGGGUGCCGCACAGUUGGAUGUGCUAG